AUAGUGGUGCAGCUGAAGCAAAUAAAAGAAAACGUAGUUCCAAAAAUAAAGUGGCCGUCGUCUCAUUUUAAACGAAUUAUAAGUUCUGCCCGCUGCGCAGCGCUCAACAGAAGCCAACAGCAACAGUCGUUGUCACUGCAGUUGCAGUCGCCAACGGGUCAGCAGUCAGCAGGCCCCGAACGGCGGCAACAAAUCGAAGCCACAUAAAAAGAUUAUUGAAUUGUGUUGUGGACGCUGCUGCCGCCGCGGCGUCAGCUGUUAAAUAGUUAUUGGCAUGUCCUACUUUAUGCACAGUGCAAGCAGUGAUUUGGUUAAUCUCAAUGUGGGCGGUCAACGCUUCUCCACGUCACGGCAAACGCUUACGUGGAUACCGGACACCUUCUUUACGGCACUUCUCAGUGGCCGCAUCUCGAGCUUGAGAGAUGAGCACAACGCCAUCUUCAUUGAUCGCGAUCCGACGCUCUUCUCCAUUAUUUUGAAUUACUUGCGGACCAAAGACAUUGACAUCAAGAACUGCGAGAUUCGUGCUCUGCGUCAUGAGGCCGAGUAUUAUGGGAUUACACCACUGACCAAGCGUCUGGCCUUGUGCGAGGAUUUGAAUCACUCCUCGUGCGGAGAUGUACUCUUCUAUGGAUUUCUCGCGGCGCCCGCCAUGCCGCCCAACGAUGCGUUGCAGGCCACUGUGGAGACUGCCUCAACAAGCAGUCCCAUGGAACCCCUGCCCACUUCAUCGGGCGCAGCACGACCUGGUUCCAUGGUGCGGGUGCCAGAGACCUCGUCAUCCUCUUCGCGCCACUCGUCGUCGCAUUCACGCAAUUCAUCGUGGGAUCUGCGCUGUGGACGCGCGUCGAACAGCGCCUCCAGCUCCAAUGCAGCACCUGUUGCUCCGCCAGCCGCGUGGAAUCCAGUAGGUGGACACUCGCGCAACGCUUCACUGGACUUUAUGCGCCACUCACGCAACUCGUCGGCUGACUUGAACAAGGUGAUACGGAACGAAGUGGGCCUAGUAUUUAGCCCCACACAGAGCUCGAAUUGGACGCCCCCGCUGCGCGUGCAAAUCAUCAAGGCACAUCAGAACUGGAUUGCGGUGGCCUAUGCGCAUUUCGUCACCUGCUAUCGGGUCAAGGACUCCAAUGGCUGGCAACAGGUUUUCACCUCGCCACACAUCGAUGCAGCCAUCGAGCGCAUCGCCAUUAACUCCAAGGUGAACACAUCUACGGCCGAGCCGAUGCCAAGUAAAAUGAUUGCCAUUUCCUAUGGCAGCCAGAUACGCUUGUGGAGCAUACAAGAGGGUGGCCACAAGUCCGACAUUGGCACCUUCAAUCUCAAUGUGCGUGUGGAGUACUUGUUCUUCAUUGGCAGCCAACUGGUGGCAUUGUCCUCCUCUGGCAAAAUUGGCGUCUGGCAUGCCAUGACGCAGCACUGGCAGAUACAAGAUCUGGUGCCAGUGCUCUCCUUUGACUCAGCAGGCUCCUUCUUGUUGCUCGGCUGCAACAACGGCUCCAUAUACUAUAUAGACAUGCAAAAGUUUCCGUUGCGGAUGAAGGACAACGAUUUGCUGGUUACCGAACUGUAUAAGGAUGUCAACAUGGACCCCAUCACAGCCAUAUCCGUUUAUCUAACGCCAAAGACGUCGAAUUUCAGCGGCAACUGGAUAGAGAUCGCCUACGGCACCAAAUCGGGCGCAGUGCGCAUCAUUGUCCAGCAUCCCGAAACGGCCGGGCAUGGUCCACAUCUAUUCGAGACAUUCUUUGUGCAUCAGAGCCCCAUAACAAAGGUCAUGCUGUCCGAGCGUUAUUUAGUUUCGGUGUGCAGCGAAUACCAUCAUGUACGCACCUGGAGCCUGACGCGUUUUCGCGGCAUGCUCUCCACACAGCCGGGCUCCACGCCGGAGGCUUCCUUCAAAAUUGUCUCACUGGAAGCGAUCGAUAGCAACUAUAGCUAUGCGGCGGGCAAUGAUUUCGGCCCCUACGGCGACUACGAUGACAUGAUAUUCGUGCAAAAGGUGGUGCCCGAGACGAAUCAGCUGUAUGUGCGUCAGGCCUCGAAUGGAGAGCGGGUCUGUGUCAUACGCUCUGUGGAUGGCUCGACCAUUUCGGCAUUCUGUGUGCACGAGUGUGAGGUGUCCUCACGAAUGGGAUCACGCUUUAUACUCACCGGCCAUUGCAAUGGCGCGAUACAAAUGUGGGACCUAACUACAGCACUGGCGCUGCAUUCAAAGGAUGAGCCGCAGCAGAAAACUUCAGGCGGACCCGACACAAACGAGCUUCUCCGCCUACUUGACCAGUGUGAAAUCAGCAAUUCAUCAUGCUCAACACCUUGUAUGUCACCGUGCCUAUCGGCUAUGGGAGGCGGCCUGGCCACCUCUAUAGCCCGCAUGAAGGCUAGUAACAUUGCGCUGCUGAAUCGAGAUCAGAGCCAGCAGCAUCAGCAGCAGCAGCAGACAAUCGCCAGCCAACCGCCGCCGCUGCCGCCGUCCUCAUUCCUGGCUCAGGCGCAGCAGCAACCAUUGCCAGCGCCGCCACAGGCAAUGCUUAUGAUGCCGCUGCAGCAACAGCUGCCAGCGGUUGCUGGCGUCGACUUGGACGCAGCGGCAAUGGCACAGSCAGCCGACGGCAUGAAUGAAUGAAACGUGGAAGCGGCUGUUUCGGCGCUUGUCGGGCGCGUUUCAUCGUUAAGAUUUCAUAGGUGUAACUUGAUCAUUGAUUAUCAAUACAUAUUCCUACAGUUUGUACUGUGCGCGUUCAUCUACUACGUGUGGCUGGUGCGAUCUCGCAUCGCCAACACCAUGAAGCAUUCGGACGCGGCGCGCACAGAUAUGGUGACGGCAGUGGAUUCCGGUGCUGCCGGCCCCAACUGACUGCAUCCGGCAUUUAGCUAAAUCAAAUAAUCUCUCAAAUACUGACAGAGGUAUAUACACAUA
Messenger RNA from Drosophila arizonae, 2923 nucleotides. RefSeq names its product SH3KBP1-binding protein 1. The record is from RefSeq and is a predicted model, not a curated record. Gene Ontology annotation, biological process: protein homooligomerization. Gene Ontology annotation, molecular function: protein binding. Lineage: Eukaryota; Metazoa; Arthropoda; Insecta; Diptera; Drosophilidae.